Molecule: messenger RNA, 2222 nt
Organism: Achroia grisella
Lineage: Eukaryota; Metazoa; Arthropoda; Insecta; Lepidoptera; Pyralidae
Gene: cib
Product: thymosin beta
Exons: 6
Coding region: 117-743 (208 amino acids)
Biological process (GO): actin filament organization
Cellular component (GO): cytosol
Molecular function (GO): actin monomer binding
Source: RefSeq, a predicted model, not a curated record
UCUUCACACCACUGCCUUUUGAUUCCACACAAACCCGCUUCCUCGCUCAGUCGCGUUUUGAUAGUGCUACAUCGUCUACGUUACAUUUCAUCUUCCACAUUUUAACUUGAUCUAAAAUGGCCUGCUCAGUGAGUGAUUCACCCUCCCUGAAAGACCUACCCAAGGUAGCCACAGAUCUCAAGAGCCAGCUGGAGGGCUUCAACACCAGCUGCUUGCGCGAUGUCGACACAAAUGAGAAGAUCGUACUUCCCUCUGCUGAAGACUUAGCAAAAGAAAAGCAACAUACAGCGCUACUGCAAGGCGUAGAGCAAUUUCAAACUUCCUCGUUGCGACGGACGGAAACCGUCGAAAAGAUUGUACUCCCUAAUGCCCUAGAUGUUGCCACAGAGAAAAAUCAAAAGUCCUUAUUCGACGGCAUCGAAAAAUUCGAUGCUACCAGGCUGAAGCACACGGAAACUCAGGAGAAGAAUCCUCUCCCCGACAAAGAUGUUGUAGCAGCCGAGAAGGCACACCAGAACCUCCUUGACGGCGUGGAACAUUUUGACAAGACACAGAUGAAACAUGCGACAACAGAAGAAAAGAAUCCCUUGCCGCCAAUUGAAGCUAUCGAGGCUGAAAAGGAAAAGAACAAAUUCCUGAACGGCAUCGAGAACUUCGAUCCCAGCAAGCUGAAGCCAACAGAGACAUGCGAGAAGAACCCGCUACCCACCAAGGACGUGAUCGAGCAGGAGAAGACUGCUUGAACUUCCAUAUAUAUUACUCGCAACUAUAUCUCGCUAAUAUCGCCGUAUUUUAAACUAGAUAUAAGUUAAUGGCCGCGUUUGCGAUGCCCACUGGUAUACUGUUUAAAGCGUUAUUCACACAUCCUCGGAUUGUUGCUUUGGGGCUGUUCAAGUAUCACGUAAGCAGAUUUAUUACAAUUAUUUACCCCCCAUCCCCCUUGUCAGCAAAAGUAAGCAAAGCUCUUACCCCUCCCCCCAUGCUUACGUAAACAUUUCUCAAUUAAUGUAUUGUUUUUUUAACAAAGACAAUGUGAGGGUUGCCAUUCGUGUAAAAAAGUAAAUUACGACCGAUGACGUAAUCAUCAUACAGACUCCCCCACCCCCAUGUCAUCCAAAAUAAGCAAAGAAAAGACCCCCCGCCCCCUAUAGUGCCUACGUAAUACUUGAACGGCCCCUUUCGAGCUGUUGGCGGAUCAGAAUUACCCGUCAGGGAAGUGCCAUCUGCCAUCCAUGUGCAUCAUGCAUUUCAGCGGAAAAUUGAUUGAUACCAAUUUUAAUAAUGACUUUAUCGUACAGACGUUGCUCUCUCCGUAAAACAUAAACCUAAUGAAGAAGACAUCAGCGAGGUUGUCUUCUCUCUCACUGUACGCCUUUCUAUAAAUGUUAUGAAAAAGUUAAAUAAAUAGUUGUUUCGGUGGCAUGUAACUUCUGGAGUAUCAUUAAGAUUCAGUAAAACCACGUGACAUGUUCAGAAUGUAUGCGAGUAAUUUUUCUCGUUUCUUACCUGACGAAUACUGACUGGGUUUGAUGUGAAGAUGUGUGGAUGCCGCUCAAUACCCAACUGGCCUACGUCACCUGCAAAGCAUCGCAAACUGGUUCUUAUCAUUAGUAUAUAGGAACCGAAAUUUCUAUGUCACUGUAACGUAUAUAUUUUAGUAAGUGUAUUUUAUGAGCAUUUUAUAAUUUAAUUUAUAUUGAGACGUAUAAUUAAGUAUUAAUAAAGUCCAGUACUGAUUUGUGUAAGUUAUAAACACUCCAUUUUGAUUAUUCAGUUUGUGAUUGUUUUAUAUUUAGUUGAGGUAUUUUAAGUGUUUAUGCGAUUGCAACUGUUGGUAUGUAUGUGAUGCCUCUGGUCAAAUAAAUUAGGAGUGUAGUUACCAAGACUCAUUUGGUUCUAAAUUAUUAUACCACAAUUUUUAUUUUAUUAAUUUCUUCUGCAAAUGUCGACAGAGAUAUAAAUAAAACUACCAUCAAAGUAUAAUAAUACUCGCUCAACUCUGUCAGACAUAGCAUUCGGCCUGUUUCUAAAGCAAUAGUAUGUAUCGUUUGAUAAAAUAGUGUGUAAACAAUAAUAUUUUAUAAUGUCGUAUAUAAAUGAAUAAUUUUUCAAUUUUAUAAUUACUUAUAACGCUAAAGAUGCCAAUAUUUGAACCGUUUUUACCGGAAUUUUGUAUGUUUUACAGACGGUGCUUUUUUAUAAAUAUAGAUUGGAAAAUAAAA